Messenger RNA from Dromaius novaehollandiae (emu), 933 nucleotides. RefSeq names its product olfactory receptor 14A16-like. The record is from RefSeq and is a predicted model, not a curated record. Bases 1 to 933 code for a protein of 310 amino acids. Gene Ontology annotation, biological process: G protein-coupled receptor signaling pathway. Gene Ontology annotation, cellular component: membrane. Gene Ontology annotation, molecular function: odorant binding; olfactory receptor activity; G protein-coupled receptor activity. The transcript has a single exon. NCBI's taxonomy places the organism in Eukaryota, Metazoa, Chordata, Aves, Casuariiformes, Dromaiidae.
AUGCCCAAUGAUAGCUCCCUCAACGAGUUCCUCCUCCCAGCUUUUGCGGACACACAAGAGGUGCAGCUCUUGCACUUCCUGUUGUUCCUGGGCAUCUACCUGGCUGCAUUCCUAGGCAACAGCCUCAUCAUCAUGGCUGUAGCCUGCGACCACCGCCUCCACACCCCCAUGUACUUCUUCCUCCUCAACCUCUCCAUCCUGGACCUUGGCUCCAUCUCUACCACUGUCCCCAAAACCAGGGCAAAUUCUCUGUGGGACAUCAGGGCCAUUUCCUACUCAGGAUGUACUGCCCAGGUCUUUCUGCUUCUCUUCUUCCUCACAGCAGAGUAUUUCCUUCUUACCGUCAUGGCGUAUGACCGCUACAUUGCCAUCUGCAGACCCCUGCACUAUGGCAUGCUCAUGGAUAGCAGAGCUUGUGUCCAAAUGGCAGCAGCUGCCUGGGCCAGUGGUUUUCUGUAUGCUGCUCUGCACACUGCUAAUACAUUUUCAAUACCACUCUGCCAGGGCAAUGCCCUGGGCCAGUUCAUCUGUGAAGUUCCCCAGAUCCUCAGGCUCUCCUGCUCAGAGUCCUGCCCUGGGGAAGCUGUGGCUCUUGUGGUUAGUGCCUGUUUAGCUGCAGGGUGUUUCAUUUUCAUUGUGGUGUCCUACGUGCAGAUCUUUGCUGUUGUGCUGAGGAUCCCCUCUGAGCGGGGCCAGCACAAAGCCUUUUCCAUGUGCCUCCCACACCUGGCUGUGGUCUCCCUGUUUGUCAGCACUGGCACGUUUGCCUACCUGAAGCCCCCCUCCAUCUCCUGCCCAGCUCUGGAUCAGGUGGUGUCUGUUCUGUACUUGGUGGUGCCUCCAACUCUGAACCCCCUCAUCUACAGCAUGAGGAACAAGGAGCUCAAGGAUGCAGUGAGGAAACUUGUUCAAUUGGUACAAUGUCAGCACUAA